Arvicanthis niloticus (Nile rat) is the source of this 3609-nucleotide messenger RNA. The record is from RefSeq and is a predicted model, not a curated record. Lineage: Eukaryota; Metazoa; Chordata; Mammalia; Rodentia; Muridae.
GGCGGCCGAGAGGCGGAAGUGUAGGUUGUUGUGGCUCGGCCGGCUGCGCGAGAGGGGCUGCCGCUGCUUAGGCGGCGGCCGCGGCACUGAGGCGGUGGCGGCGCUGCCGACCGCGGGCCGCUCGGCCUCUGGGCUCGGCCCGCAGUCUUCCCUCAGCCCACCGGGGCCCACGCCGACCAGCACCUGUCCUAUGAGUGUGUCACUGGUGGUCAUCCGACUGGAGCUCGCGGGUCACUCGCCGGUCCCCGCCGACUUCGACUUCAGCGCCGCCGCUGGAGAGAUGUCCAAUGAGGAGAUCAAAACGAAGACAUUGGCUUCAGCUGCCGCCUGCCUAGAAGGGAAGUCACCAGGGGAGAAAGCAGCCAUCAUCCACCAGCACCUUGGCCGUCGGGAAAUGACCGAUGUGAUUAUUGAGACCAUGAAGGCCAGCACAGAUGAGUUGAGAGACACAACAGAAGAAAAGAAGCCCUCAGCAGCCCCCGUCUCUGUACAGAGAAGUAGAGAGCAGAGUGAGCCUGUGACCACAGCCCCAGAGUCUCCAUCCAAGCAGCUCCCAGACCAGAUCUCCUUCUUCAGCGGCAACCCUUCCGUUGAAAUAGUCCACGGCAUCAUGCACCUGUACAAGACAAAUAAGAUGACCUCCCUGAAAGAAGACGUGCGGCGCAGUGCCAUGCUGUGUGUCCUCACGGUCCCUGCCACCAUGACCAGUCAUGACCUCAUGAAGUUUGUUGCCCCGUUCAAUGAUGUAAUUGAACAAAUGAAAAUCAUCAGGGACUCCACUCCGAAUCAAUACAUGGUGCUGGUCAAGUUCAGUGCACAGGCUGAUGCGGAUAGUUUCUACAUGGCAUGCAACGGCCGCCAGUUCAACUCCAUUGAAGAUGACGUCUGCCAGCUGGUCUAUGUGGAAAGGGCUGAAGUGCUGAAAUCUGAGGAUGGCGCCAGCCUCCCUGUGAUGGACCUGACGGAGCUCCCUAAGUGCACUGUGUGUCUGGAGCGAAUGGACGAGUCUGUGAACGGCAUCCUCACCACCCUAUGCAACCACAGCUUCCAUAGCCAGUGUCUGCAGCGGUGGGAUGACACCACGUGUCCUGUGUGCCGGUACUGUCAAACGCCAGAGCCAGUGGAAGAAAACAAGUGUUUUGAGUGCGGUGUCCAGGAAAACCUCUGGAUUUGUUUAAUAUGUGGCCACAUAGGAUGUGGGCGGUACGUAAGUCGACAUGCUUACAAGCACUUUGAGGAGACCCAGCACACGUAUGCCAUGCAGCUCACCAACCAUCGCGUCUGGGACUAUGCCGGAGAUAAUUAUGUCCAUCGGCUGGUUGCAAGCAAGACAGACGGAAAGAUUGUUCAGUACGAGUGUGAAGGCGACACGUGCCAGGAAGAGAAGAUAGAUGCCUUACAGUUAGAGUACUCAUACUUGCUGACAAGCCAGCUGGAAUCGCAGCGGAUAUACUGGGAAAACAAGAUUGUGCGCAUAGAGAAAGACACGGCCGAGGAGAUUAACAACAUGAAGACCAAGUUUAAAGAGACCAUCGAGAAGUGUGACAGCCUGGAGCUCAGGCUCAGUGACCUUCUGAAGGAGAAGCAGUCUGUGGAAAGGAAGUGUACUCAGCUGAACACCAGAGUGGCCAAGCUCAGCACGGAGCUACAGGAGGAGCAGGAGCUGAACAAGUGUCUCCGUGCCAACCAGCUGCUGCUACAGAACAAGCUGAAGGAGGAGGAAAAGCUGCUGAAGGAAACUUGUGCCCAGAAGGACCUGCAGAUCACUGAGAUCCAGGAGCAGCUGCGUGAUGUCAUGUUCUACCUGGAGACACAGCAGCAGAUCAGCCACCUGCCAGCAGAGACGAGACAGGAGAUCCAGGAAGGGCAGAUCAACAUCGCCAUGGCCUCAGCCCCCAACCCAGCCCCGUCGGGUGCUGGUGGGAAGCUGCAGUCCAGGAAGGGCCGCAGCAAGAGGGGCAAGUGACCUUCAGAGACUUGUCCCUGAGACUUCCUGGGCACCACAGGGUGUGCUGGGACCUUUGCUGAGAGGGAGGGUGGGCCCUAAUAAGUACGUCUAAGGACGAACUGCGGUCGGUCGUGUGGCUCCUUCAUUUGUUGCGUGUGGUGUGAGGAGACUAAAAGGGGGAGGCGUUGGCAGCACUUCCCAAGGGUGAGUCACAACUCAGACACCUCAUGGCCAUUCUGCCUUCCAACUGGGUAGCCCCAGGCUUGUGCGUCUUUCCAUUGUAUUUAUUCAGUUGGAGCGCUUGCAGUGGGUUCCAGGGUAAAUGUGUGACAUUUGUGCUGUGACCUCCCGGGCAGCAUUACCCAGCACUAAAGCACAAUCCUCCCAGAGGCCCCAGCGCCUUCAGGAGAGGAGCCUGCUGCCCACUGCCCACUGCAGAGGGCCUCCCUGCCACCCACUCCUCCCUUCCCUUGCAGAGUUGAAGAGCAGCUUGCACGUCAGAGAGAAGGGGCUAGGUUAUAAACCAGGCACAGGCCUGUCCUCAGUGGCCUGGCUUGGGACAGCUGGAGUAGACGAAGUUUAGAGAGGUGGUGACUGGGACAGCUCUCGUUAUUUCUAAUGACUCCACAUGAAAUGUGCCUGUCAGACAAGAAAAGCCUUGCUGGCUCCUCCUCAGCUCAGGGCAAGCCUAGCGAGAGGCCUCCGACAAGCUGAUGUGUUGCUGGGGUCAAUGUAUACUGACUAUUUACAAGCAGGGCUUCAUGUUCGGGUCGCAGCUAGAGGGAGCUUGGGCAGAUUUCAGUUACUCUUUUAUGAUAGUUUCAAAGGCUGCUUGUCACUCCAGAAAACGGCUUGAGCAGAGCCUUUUCCAAACAGCCAUACAGUACUUACUGUGACCAACAGAGGGGCUGUGUGCCUCUCUCUAGAGCCAGGAACAUCAGGUAACUUGUAACAAAUUAAUGGAACAGAAUUGAGGGGACACCGUGUUUGGAUUUAGCUUCUAGAAGAGCCGGGGCAGUUGUGUGUAGUACAGUUUAAUUUUUUGCUUUAUCAUCAGCCAAAGGUUUAAAAUGUCACACUUUAGGGACUUUUUUUUUCCAACUGACUGGACCUCAUCCUUUGACCGGAAUGUCUGACAAGUCACCACGUUGCCUGUGUUGCUGAUUACCAUCCAGUUCUGUGGAAUGUGCGGUGGCAUUUCCCAAAACCCCACCUGUGACUGCAGAAUGACUGCUCAGACGCAGACCUCUGUGGCUCUGCAGGCCAGCACUCCGGAUCUUCAGGCCUGAGCCACCUCUUACAGAGCUUCUAUUUUAUCUAGAACGAGUUUUACACUGUUACAGCCUUGCCGGCUCAGCCCCGCUUGUCCUGCACAUCUGACCUUGCAGAAGCUGGGGUGGGUGGUAGCAUGCUAAUUAAGAGAAUUGGAAGUAGUUUUCAAAGCUGGCUCGCCAUUUCAUUACAACCCACCCAGCAGCCCUGCCACCCAGAUGAGAGCAGAGCAGAGCUUCACAACACAGGUUGGGGAAAAUGCCUGGGAAGGCUGUGGCCAGAGGAAGCAGCCGAUGGGCAGAGGUUUCCAAACUACUUGAAGGUCUUUAAAAAUGUUCCAGGAAAACAAAAAUCAAGAUGUGUAAAUAAAAUGUUAUUUUAAAAGGUCA